Molecule: messenger RNA, 4051 nt
Organism: Anolis carolinensis (green anole)
Lineage: Eukaryota; Metazoa; Chordata; Lepidosauria; Squamata; Anolidae
Gene: sptlc3
Product: serine palmitoyltransferase long chain base subunit 3
Exons: 12
Coding region: 468-2258 (596 amino acids)
Biological process (GO): ceramide biosynthetic process; sphingosine biosynthetic process
Cellular component (GO): serine palmitoyltransferase complex
Molecular function (GO): pyridoxal phosphate binding; serine C-palmitoyltransferase activity
Source: RefSeq, a predicted model, not a curated record
AGCCCUGGCGAUAAUCUUCCAAGCCCCUGACGCUGUUCAGGGCAGGUUGCUUGGGCCUGAUGAUCACGACUGCCGCUUAAUUGCGCCGGGUUUGUGCUUUCAUUCCACCCCCCUCCCUGCCCCCCAAUUGCCGGGAGAGGAGGCUUGCACUCCUGUGAUGCAAUUUGUAACCGGUCUUCGCGGUGCGUUCCGCCGCCUCUCGGAGCUGCCCUUGGCCGGGGGCGUCGAGGGCGGCCGGGCCUCUCCUUAGGUCCCCGCCUUGCCAGGAGCUUCCCUUCUCCCUCCUCCUCCUCCUCCUCCUCAGGAUCUAGCCCCGACGCGGAUCCUCCAACGGGGUCCCAAGAAGCAUGGUCUUGCGGACCCUUCUGCUCCUGGGUUGUUGAAGCCUCCUCCUCUCCUCCUCCUCCUCUUUGGGCUCAGAUCUGCGCCGCGAUAGCCCUCCUCGACGAGCCAGACGGACCAGUUGCAUGCUGAAGGGAGGCUGCCUCCAUCCAUUCCUCGCCGCGCGGUCCCUUGCUUCCUUCCUUUCCCGGGGAACAGUGAGGAGGUCCCGGGCCCUCCUCCCGCUGAGGGCCGCCUUCGGAGCCAUGGCUGCCAAGACGCCGAAUGGCCUCGCCAAUGGGCACCUGCCGCCCCGCCACAACGGGGGGCCCUGCCUCGCCAGGGACGCCCCCAGGAAGAACGGGUUCGUGGCCAAAGGCCAAAGCAAGGAAAAUGGUGUGGCAAAUGGAGCUGUUUACAAAAGACCAUUUAAUGAAUCAUUUGAACAAGCACCUAUGUAUGUUGCUGUCUUUACAUUUGUGGGUUUUGGCGUAGGAACAUUAUUUGGAUAUUUGCGAGACUUCUUAAGAGCCUGUGGAUUACAAAAAUGUGUCGGCACUAUAGAACGAGAAGAACAAAAGGAUUUUGUACCACUCUAUCAAGAUUUUGAAAACUUUUAUACAAGAAAUCUGUAUAUGAGAAUAAGAGACAAUUGGAACCGUCCUAUCUGCAGCGUUCCUGGCCCAAAAUUUGACUUAAUGGAACGUGUUUCAGAUGACUACAACUGGACAUUUAGGUUCACUGGAAGGACAAUCAAGAAUGUAAUCAACAUGGGUUCAUAUAACUACCUCGGCUUUGCAGAAAUUGAGCCCAAUGCUAUAAAAAAUGUGAAGAAAGAGUUAGAUAAAUAUGGCACAGGAACUUGUAGCACCAGACAGGAAAUGGGUAACCUUGAUAAACAUGUGGAGUUGGAAAAAAUGGUGGCACAGUUUCUUGGUGUUGAAGCAUCACUAACAUUUGGCAUGGGAUUUGCUACAAAUGCUAUGAACAUUCCGGCAUUAGUUGGAAAGGGAUGUCUUAUUUUAAGUGACGAACUUAACCAUUCUUCACUAAUUCUUGGGGCAAGGCUAUCAGGUGCUACAAUAAGAGUUUUUAAACACAACAAUAUACAAAGCUUAGAAAAGCUAUUGAAGGAUGCAGUAAUACAUGGACAGCCUCGAAGUCGAAGAGCAUGGAAAAAAAUUCUCAUUCUUGUAGAAGGCAUUUACAGCAUGGAAGGAUCCAUUGUACGCUUGCCAGAAAUUGUUGCCCUGAAGAGAAAAUACAAAGCCUACCUCUACUUAGAUGAAGCCCACAGUAUAGGUGCCAUUGGUCCAACUGGCAAGGGAGUUGUUGAGUACUUUGGAAUGGACCCCAACGAUGUUGAUGUAUUGAUGGGAACGUUCACAAAAAGCUUUGGAGCCGUUGGAGGAUACAUAGCUGGCAAAAAGGAACUAGUGGACUACUUACGGGUUCACUCGCACAGUGCUGUGUAUGGUGCAUCUAUGAGUCCACCUGUAGCAGAACAAAUAAUAAGAGUAAUGAAAAGCCUAAUGGGUCUGGAUGGAACCACACAAGGACUUCAGAGAGUCCGCCAGCUAUCAGAAAAUACGAGGUACUUCAGACGAAGGUUGCAUGAACUAGGCUUCAUUAUUUAUGGCAACGAGGAUUCCCCUGUUGUGCCAUUGCUGCUUUACAUACCUGGUAAAAUCGGGGCUUUUGCAAGACGUUUGUUAGCCAAAAAUAUUGGGGUGGUAGUAGUUGGCUUUCCCGCUACACCAAUCACAGAAUCCAGGGCUCGGUUUUGUGUGUCGGCUGCUCAUACACGAGAGAUAUUAGACACGGUCCUGAACGCUCUAGAUGAAAUGGGAGAUUUUUUACAGCUGAAAUAUUCCCGGCACUCCAGGUCAUCUCGUCCUGAACUAUAUGAUGAAACGAGCUUUGAGCUUGAAGAUUGAGUUUCUCUCCCAUUGAGAAACCGUUAUGAGGAAGAGAGGGACCUAAACAAUAGGAAUGCAUUUCUUUUUUCUGAGGACAGUUUUUGCUUCACAUUUAAUCGAACCAAGAGAAGUACUGUAUGUGUUUGUACCAGAUUGGAUUCUGUGUGCAAGAGACUGAAACAUUGCUACAGAUUCCCUUUCGAACCUUCCAGAAAUACAUGUUUUAGUAUUACUGUAUUAUUAUUUUAUGCAAAAGACUUUAUUCUAUUAAGUUAAUUGCUACUGUGCCAACUUUGUUAUGGGCCUUUUUACGACAGGCCUUGGAUAGUUCUGAAUUAUGAUUAUCAUAAACGUUUUAAAAGACUGGCUUGAAAUGUAGUAUGUUGGGUGAAGGAAAAGGAAUUCUUGUUAUCUCCAUUGGUGCUUAUUUACCGUUUUUGGCAGACACACUGGGAAGUAGCCAUCUCUUGGCCAGUUAUUAACUUAACAGAAGUCUGAAUCAGGGAGACUGGUUCAAGAUCCUCCUUAGCAUUAAGGACAGGGAAAAGCUGCAAGUGGUGGAUUUUUUCUAAAAUAAAAUUGUUAAAGGAUUUUUUAUUAAAUUUUAUUAAAAUUGGCAAAAAAAAGACUAAAACUACAAAAAUAUAAAUUUCAAUUCUUACACAGUUGAUGCAUUGAAUUCUUUUGUAAUUGAAUGUAGAGGUUUGCUUCCAUGUGCCUUUUUUUAGAAAUGCUAGAUCUUAAGCAAUACUACAGGUUUUCAAGCACAUACUAAGUAAUGGUUUCAGUUUCCUGUUUGCAAUAUUCAUAGCUUUAUGGUAUAUAUACAGCUGAUGUUUCCAAGCCCAUGUGUUCUUAUACUGUUUUGCAGGCUUGGUAUAGUAGUAUAUUUGUGAAUAAAGAGCACUUUGACUGUGAGUUACACAGAAUAUGAUGCUCAAAGAGUUUACUGUUUGUAGCUCUUGCUUCUUUUUAAAUUGAAGGAUCUCUGGUUGUUGAUGUUUCUCUGUGACGUAAUAACGAAUACGGAGAUACUUGGUCUGUGUUCUUAUUUUCUAUGCAAUUUAUGUAUCUAUGUUUCCCAAAUGUUUAAAACGCUAACUUUUUAGGGCCAUGGCCAAUUAUCUGAAAAGGGAAUGAUAGGGACAGGUAAACAUAUUCCCCCCACUUCCUUUGCAUCAGAUUAAUUAGACCAGGACAAAUCCGGUCUUUAGAUUUGGCUGGAUGAAAAUGGUUCCCAAAUAGCAACAUCUAAGACCCUUGUAGUCUGUGUAGAUUUUAAAGUCACCAGUUGAAAGUCACUUUUGUAGUUUUGGAGGAAGCUGCAAGUCAUUCUGGAAUAUCUGAUGGCACUGUAAACACAUCUGAUCAAGAGAUGGUUAGCUUUCUGUUGCACAGAUGUACUUUGCUUUCAUGUUCUUAAAGACUGUGGUAUCCACUUAACCCACAGCUGCAAAAUUAGAUUUAAGAACAGAACAAUUAAAUUGUGGAAUAGCAAUUACAGUAUAUGACUCCCCUGCUUGUUAAAGAGCUUUGAGGAUAAAGCAAGCCUGAUUAGUUAUGAGGUCCCUUUUUGUUGUUCAAGUUAAUAAAAUUCAAUGCUGCUAUAAUGUUAAGAAUGGACCGCAACACAUUCCAGAAUAUCAAAUGUCUUUUUCAGAAGUGAAUUUUUGGGGGUGGGUAGUGAACUAAACAGUGUUGUGUGAUUGUUCACUUUGGCAGAUGAACUUGAGAAACACUAAAGGAGGCCAUGUUUGUGCAUUAUGCUAAAACUACUGUAUAAAGAUUAAAGGAUAUUUUUGUGUUUUUUA